AUGGUAAUUUUCAAAUUAUACACAUUUAAAACUCACCAUAACCGAAUAGUAAAACUCACCGAAGCAAUUUAUGAACCUUUAGAUUUUUUACAUCAAUCAUCAGAUGUACGAAUUAAGAAAAUCUUGAAAAGAACAGCAUUUUAUGAAAAUCUCACAGACAAAUUUUCAGAAAUACUUGCAAUUAUGUUUGAUUUUGCUCUAAUAUCAUCCUUAAUAAUUAAUUCUGGAAGUCUACCUGUGAGAGGAGCGUUUCCUUUUGACACUUCAAUACUGCCAUUUUAUGCAUUAGCAGUAACUAUUCAAAUUGGAACAGCAUGUAUCACAUUGACAUCAGUGAGUAAUUCAAUAACGCACGGUUUAUGGUCAUCUAGUUGGGAAAAAAGUCUUUCUUCAAAUGUUAAAUCAAUUAUGAUAAUGACAAUGACUCUUGCAAAAAAUCAACUUCAAAUAAAUGCUGGAAAAUUUUUCGUUAUGUCUUUAGAAACUUUCAUUACCGUGAUACGAACUGCAUAUUCAUUCUUCGUUCUACUCUCAUCUCUGAAUACAGAUUGA
This is a messenger RNA of Chelonus insularis, 552 nucleotides long. RefSeq lists its product as uncharacterized. The record is from RefSeq and is a predicted model, not a curated record. NCBI's taxonomy places the organism in Eukaryota, Metazoa, Arthropoda, Insecta, Hymenoptera, Braconidae. Bases 1 to 552 code for a protein of 183 amino acids. Gene Ontology annotation, biological process: sensory perception of smell; detection of chemical stimulus involved in sensory perception of smell. Gene Ontology annotation, molecular function: olfactory receptor activity; odorant binding. The transcript is spliced from 4 exons. Gene Ontology annotation, cellular component: plasma membrane.